Molecule: messenger RNA, 780 nt
Organism: Centruroides sculpturatus (bark scorpion)
Lineage: Eukaryota; Metazoa; Arthropoda; Arachnida; Scorpiones; Buthidae
Product: carbohydrate deacetylase-like
Exons: 3
Coding region: 40-582 (180 amino acids)
Biological process (GO): carbohydrate metabolic process
Molecular function (GO): deacetylase activity
Source: RefSeq, a predicted model, not a curated record
AGAGAAUUGACAGCUCAAAUAAAUCACUUUAAACUUUUGAUGGAUCGACCUCCGACCCACGUUGACGGUCACCAACAUGUUCACGUUUUUCCAGGUGUUAGAGAUACUUUUGCAAAAGUUUUACAAAAUGAAAACAUAACUUGGACCAGGAUGCCAAUUGAUAAUCAAUUAGAGAAAUGUGACUGGAUUAAUGCUGAAAGGAAAAAAUUUUAUAAUGAUGUUGUUAUAAUGGCAAAAGAAUCUUCUAAAAUAUUUAAAAAUUACAAUAUAAACUUCACCAAGAGAUUUAUUGGAAUGUGUUGCAUGGGAAAGGACAUGACACUGCAGCGACUUAAGAGUGCCAUUUUGGAUUACAAAUGUUCGGAAGAAAGUCACUCGUGCGAAAUUAUGGUUCAUCCCGGUUACGCAGCUCUGCCAGGUAUCGGAGGAUGUGGAACAGGACCCGACGAUUUUGCCCUCUCUCCAGAAAGGGAACACGAAAUGAAUAUUUUGUGCAGUCAAAAUUGGAAGAAUUUAAUUAAAGAUAUAAAUGCAGAAUUAGUUUGUUUUACACAAAUUUUGCUAAUUAAAGAUAAUGUAUAAUUCAUCAAUAAUCAUCUUGGGAUACUGAGAAGCAUUUAUUUGCUAUACACAAAUGUUUUCAGCCUAAUGUAUAGGUGACUGAUUCUUGGAACGUAAUUUGUAAUUACGGUAUAAUGUAUAGAUUUGUAAAGUAACCACAGAUGAGUUUUAGAAAGAAUUUCAAAUUAUAAUUUUAUUAAUCAAUCUAUAUUUUUACAA